UACUUGUUGUGGUUUGUUUGUUGCUUCUUUGACAACAAUGAGGUCUCCAUGUUGUGGUGACAGUAACCUAAAGAAAGGUCCAUGGACACCUGAGGAGGAUCAAAAGCUGGUUGAGUACAUCAACAGAAAUGGCCAUGAGAAUUGGAAAUCAAUCCCAAAACAAGCAGGAUUGAAUAGGUGUGGCAAGAGUUGCAGACUCAGAUGGAUAAACUAUUUGAGGUCUGACAUCAAGAGAGGACAUUUUACGGAGGACGAAGAGCGAGUUAUCAUCAAACUCCAUUCAGUUCUUGGAAACAAGUGGUCAAGAAUUGCAAGUCAUCUACCAGGGAGGACAGAUAAUGAAAUAAAGAAUUUCUGGAACACCCAAAUCAAGAAGAAACUACUUCAAAUGGGGAUUGAUCCAAACACCCACAAACCCAGAACAGAUAUCAAUCAUCUCCUUAAUCUCUCUCAACUCCUUUCUGCGGCGCAAUUCUCCAAUCCAAUGAGCAUUAUUCCAUGGGAGAGCAAUGAUCAACUAGCUCAAAUUCAGUUAUUGCAAAAUCUAUUGCAGCUUAUGAACCCUUCAACCUCACUUCUUUCAUCAGGACCUCAAAACCCUAACCUUCUCAACAUGAUUGCUUCCUCAAUUAGUACUUCUCAUGAGGGUUUGCUUAAUAACCCAAUUAGUGUAACACCUCAGGCUGUGCCUAAUGAGUCACAAUUUGAUAUUGGGGAAUAUUUUGAAGGUGGGUCUGGCCUAAAUGACCUUGAAACCAACCAUAAAAGCUUUGGGAGUACUUCCUUUGAUGUUAAAGCAGAAAACAAUAGAAUUCCUGCCUUGGUUGAAGCCUCUCCUGUGGAAAACAAGAGCAGCAGCACACCAACAUCUCACCUCUCCGCCGCCGCCUCGCCUGCUGAUAAUGAUUUCUUUGAUGGUUGGGAGAAAUUCUUGGAUGAUGGGGAUGUAACCAAUGACUCCUAUUGGAGAGAGAUUCUAGACUUGGCAUCAUCAUCUCAAUCGCCUCUCUUGUGCUAGAAGAACAACACCUAGUUAUGUGGAUUAUAAAUUCAUUAAUUGGAGAUUACAUGUAAUUUAUUUUUUUUCAUUUUUUUUAGUUCAAAGAUAUAGAGACAUAAACAUAUUUAUUUGGUCAUCAUUGAAUAAGUUUACAACAUGUAUACCUUAAAAUUCAUUUCAACAUUUCCCAUGAGAAAGUGUUUCUUGUAUUGAUGAAUAACAAUUUCUUGUUUAUUUAUUUGAUUCAUAUGGAACAUAAUUUAUAUCUUA
Molecule: messenger RNA, 1270 nt
Organism: Tripterygium wilfordii
Lineage: Eukaryota; Viridiplantae; Streptophyta; Magnoliopsida; Celastrales; Celastraceae
Product: transcription factor MYB39-like
Exons: 3
Coding region: 38-1018 (326 amino acids)
Source: RefSeq, a predicted model, not a curated record